Molecule: messenger RNA, 6269 nt
Organism: Amblyraja radiata (thorny skate)
Lineage: Eukaryota; Metazoa; Chordata; Chondrichthyes; Rajiformes; Rajidae
Product: dual specificity tyrosine-phosphorylation-regulated kinase 1A
Exons: 13
Coding region: 557-3025 (822 amino acids)
Biological process (GO): peptidyl-serine phosphorylation; protein autophosphorylation; peptidyl-threonine phosphorylation
Molecular function (GO): protein serine/threonine kinase activity; protein serine/threonine/tyrosine kinase activity; ATP binding
Source: RefSeq, a predicted model, not a curated record
UAUUAGCGGAGAGAAGAGAGAUUUUUUUUCGCCUUUCUCUCAGCUCCUUUCCCGCCUCGGAAUAAUUUUGCGUGUGUGCGUGUGGAUUCGAGUGGAUAUUUUCGUGUAUUUUCUCCCCUCUGUUUUUUUUUUAAAUUUCUCCUUACUCCCCCCCUCCCCCCCCCCGUCUCCUCCUCCUCCAUUUUCUCCGCUGCUUCUGUCUGUCCGUGUGUGUGUGUGUGUGUGUGUGGGGAGAGGUGGAAAAAAGAGAGAAGCACCGGCCGGAUUGAGGAGGAGAGGAGAGGGUAAAAGAGAGAGGAAAAAGCGCGAAGAGAAAGUUGGAUUGUCAGAGGGUCGGUCGGCCGGAGAAGUCGGCCUGGCGAAGGAGCGCAAGGAGGUGGAAGUCGGGUUUGAAAAAAGGCGGCGCCGAGGAGGUGUUUGCUGUUGCGCAGAGCACUGUGGUUUGGUUGCUGGAUCCCCCACAGAGAAUGAUAUGAGACGUGACAGAAGAAGACAAUGCACACAGUACCCACUAUAUAUGGAAGGAUAUGGAAGGCUAGUUUAAAUUUGCUGUUAGAUGGUCUUGACGAGGGAGCGAAUACACCAUUGUGCUUUGUUAAUAGAAUCCAAGUUAUCUGAAUCGUCAUCCCUAACUGAAUUCUCUCAUGAGGCAGACAAUUGGACAGCAUUGUCAACAGAUGACAUCACCCCAUUGACAGAAUCAAUGACAAGCGGAGAGACCUCAGCAUGCAAACCUUCAACCGUUCGGCUUGCUCCUUCAUUUUCGUUUCAUGCUGCUGGCCUUCAAAUGGCUACGCAGGUGCCUCAUUCUCACCAGCAAUACAGUGACCGUCAUCAACAAACUGUAAAUGACCAGCAGGUGCCUGCAUUAUCAUACACUGACCAACUUCAACCAACUGUAACUAAUCAGGUGAUGCCUGAUGUUGUCAUGUUGCAACGGCGAAUGCCCCAAACGUUCCGUGACCCUAUCACUGCUCCACUGAGGAAACUUUCUGUAGAUUUGAUCAAAACAUACAAACACAUUAAUGAGGUAUACUAUGCAAAAAAGAAAAGACGGCACCAACAGGGUCAAGGAGACGAUUCCAGUCAUAAGAAGGAAAGAAAAGUCUAUAAUGAUGGCUAUGAUGAUGACAACUAUGACUACAUAGUGAAAAAUGGGGAAAAGUGGAUGGACCGCUAUGAAAUUGACUCCUUAAUUGGGAAAGGUUCUUUUGGACAGGUUGUCAAAGCAUAUGACCGUGUGGAACAGGAGUGGGUAGCAAUAAAAAUCAUAAAGAACAAGAAAGCAUUCCUAAAUCAGGCACAGAUUGAGGUCCGGCUGCUUGAGCUGAUGAACAAACAUGAUACUGAGAUGAAAUACUAUAUAGUUCAUCUGAAGCGGCACUUCAUGUUUAGAAAUCACCUCUGCCUUGUCUUUGAGAUGCUAUCCUACAACCUCUACGACUUGCUUCGAAACACCAAUUUCCGCGGUGUUUCCUUGAACCUUACACGGAAAUUUGCGCAGCAGAUGUGCACUGCUCUGCUCUUUCUUGCUACACCAGAGCUUAGCAUUAUCCAUUGCGAUCUUAAACCUGAAAACAUCUUAUUGUGCAAUCCCAAAAGGAGCGCUAUCAAAAUAGUUGACUUUGGCAGCUCUUGUCAACUUGGACAGAGGAUAUACCAGUACAUUCAGAGUCGUUUCUAUCGGUCACCAGAGGUGCUGCUGGGAAUGCCCUAUGAUCUAGCUAUUGACAUGUGGUCAUUAGGUUGCAUUCUGGUAGAGAUGCACACUGGAGAGCCACUCUUCAGUGGUGCUAAUGAGGUGGAUCAAAUGAAUAAAAUUGUAGAAGUUCUAGGAAUCCCCCCAUCUCACAUUUUAGAUCAGGCUCCCAAAGCACGGAAAUUUUUUGAGAAGUUAUCUGAUGCCUCGUGGACAGUGAAGAAGACCAAAGAUGGCAAGAGGGUGAAUAUCAAGAGUAACAUUAAAAAAAUUGGAAACACAGAAUAUAAGCCACCUGGAACCCGAAAACUUCACAGUAUUCUUGGAGUAGAAACUGGUGGUCCUGGUGGACGUCGAGCAGGGGAGUCGGGUCACACUGUAGCCGAUUACCUGAAGUUUAAGGAUCUGAUCUUGAGGAUGCUGGACUAUGACCCUAAGACACGAAUAGCCCCUUAUUAUGCACUGCAGCACAGCUUUUUCAAAAAGACAGCAGAUGAAGGGACAAACACAAGUAAUAGUGUUUCAACAAGUCCAGCCAUGGAACAGUCACAAUCUACAGGCACCUCUUCUAGCACAUCCUCAAGUUCAGGUGGCUCUUCUGGGACAAGUAAUAGUGGAAGGGCAAGGUCAGAUCCAACGCAUCAGCACCGGCAUAGUGGUGGGCAUUUCAGCGGAGCUGUCCAGGCCAUGGACUGCGAGACACACAGCCCACAGGUUCGACAGCAGUAUCCUGUGGCAUUGGGAUGGACACCUGGUGAUGCCACUACGCAAGUCACGGUUGAAGCUCAUCCAGUUCAAGAGACAACGUUCCACAUUGUCCCUCAACAACAGAGUGCAUCACACCACCACCACUCUAACAGCUCUCAUCACCACCUCCACCACCAUCAUCACCAUCACCAUGGACAGACCAUGAGUACCCGGAACAGGCCUCGAGCUUAUAACUCCCCAACAAAUGGCGCUGCUGCCCAGGACUCAAUGGAAGUGGGACAUAGCCACCACUCCAUGACGUCCUUGUCUUCCUCAAAUUCCUCUUCGUCCACUUCCUCUUCAUCUGUUUCUGGCUCUCAAGCUUAUCACAACCGGCCUGUUGUUGCCAAUACUUUGGACUUUGCUCAAAAUGGCACUGUGGACGUUAAUUUGGGUACAUAUGCCAAUCCCCGUCAAGAGACGGGAGUGUCUGGCCCACAAGUGUACCAGUUCUCAGCAACAGCAGGUCCUGCCCAUUACAUGACAGAAGGGCAUUUGUCAACGCGGCAAGGAAUGGAUAGGGAGGAGUCUCCAAUGGUAGGUGUUUGUGUUCAGCAGAGUCCCGUCGCGAGCUCGUGACUACACUGAGAUGGGGUUUGUUUUUGUGUGUCUUCAAGGUGGGGGUUUUAACAAAGUGCAUUGAAAACAGUGCUGCUUUGGAACAAAGGAAACAGGAUUGGUAGGUCAAGAACGCAGAGCUGAUUAUAUUUUUUAAUUGAAAAGGAAUUUGCUAAUGGACUGUGGAGUCAAAGUGCAUAAGACUGGAUUCAUGCCCAGAAAUCACCUUACACGUCAUGUUAUGGGUCACCCAGAGCUGUAGCUUCAUCUUAAGCUACAAUUCUCUUACACAGCAUCCCGCUACCUGAGUUAGCACAACUUGGCAUGGGUGAAGUAGCAGCAUUAGUUUAAAAACCACCAGAGGAAUAAAAGAAAUGGAACUGCAGAUUGUUUUUCUGAACAAUCAACACUCUUCUGUCUUUUCUGACCUACUUUGUGUCAGAUUUUUAAAACAGAAGCCCUGGAAUAUCCUAACAUGGUCAUGUGAUGUGCUGCAACAGAGGAGGGCUUGAUAAAUUGGAGCUUGCUGCCAUCAGAGCAGCACGUGAACUGAAAGGACACUGUAAAUGGAAUUUCAAAAGCACAUCUGGCAUGCUGAGUGAUGGUUAGUAAAACAUCCUUGUUCUAAUCAGACAGAAACUUUGAGUGGAUAUUACUUUGGGCCCUCAUCGGUUAAAUCAUUCAAAGGCUUCUAAGUAGCGAUUGAACAUUAAUUUUGGUCCGAUCAUUAAGAUGCAGUGAGUGGCAAUCUUGGCCUGAUUGGCCAUUCUUGGCCUAAUGCUUACAUUUUUCUUAGUGGCUGUUUGAUAUCCUGGGCCUUUCGGUUUUGGACUUGAACUGAAAAAUCGUUUUAAGAGGCUGGGCAUCAUUUAACAUGCCAUUGUGCAGAGGUCAUUGAACUUUCAGAUAGUCCUUAAUUUUUAAAAACCAAGCAUGGGUAAUUAAUGAGGCCUUUGUUAGAGAAAACAAUAUGACCCUGUUGCACCUUUCUCUCUUCCGGUAAUGCUCCCCUGUGCCCCUUAUCCCACCCUCUGUUCCAGCAUCAGUUGCAGGAAUUGAAGAGGUCGUAUGUGCCACAUAAAUUACUUCCUCUGUUCAAUGGCACAAAAAUAACAAUCUCAACUUUCUUUGAAAACCCUACUUUCUUUUCUGUGUCCUACCCCAACCUGAGUUUUGUUUCUGGCCUUUCCUUCAGCACGUGAUUUCCCCACUAUUACUUUGCGCAAAGACAACUCCUGUUCAUUAUGAACAUUUUUAAAAUGCAGAAUUUUAUGUGACUGCUCUCGCCUCACGAUUAUGCUGUGAAUUUUACAAGAAUUUAUUUUCCUUUUUGAUAAUUUAUUGUACCAAAGCUGUUUUUAUAGCACAUAGAUGUCUGUAACCAAUAAUGUAGCAGUUCUGCACUUUUGACAAGGUAUAUUUAGAUCAUUUUUCUUUUAAAUGUUAAUUAUAAUUAUGGCUAUACCUAUUGCUUAACAAAACUGGAACUGAUGUUAGCUUUAUGCAGUCCUUUCAUAGCCUAAAUACGUUGUAGUUUCAUUUUACCCCAAAAGGGAUUCCUUAGAUACCUGAAGAAUAGUUUUUCAUUUUAUGCAAGUCCAGUCAUUAGUUAUUUGUUUGGCAGGCCUUGGGACCUCAAGUGUUCAUUGCUGCAGAACAGUUAAUUAGAUGAGGUCUUGUGUGGGUAAGUAGGUGGGAAGGACCAACCAUUCACAUUGCAGUUUUGUGCUAAUAUCCCUACAUUUUAAUGGACCACUCCGUAUACUGCGCAUGCUACAUGAGACCCAUCUGUGAAAUGUAUAGAUGGUACAAUCUCACUUGAGCCAAAAUAAGCCAUUUUAAAAUAAUCUAAAAGGGCACAAACUUUGGGCAGCUAUUGCAGUAUAACAUCUACAAUUAUGUGAUAUCUGCAAUCUCUUCAUAAAACCUGAAGACAAUAUGCCAUUAAAAAGGCUAGCCUAACUUGGAUUUUUUUAAUGUACAUAAACAAUAUAAGGGCUGCAGCCAUAUUUAACUAACAGAUCGGUUGAUGGCCUCUGCAACUGGUCCUUGAAAACAUAUAAUUUUCCUGUUGGUUUGUAAUCUGAAGUGGAUUUCUGUAAUGAAUGGAUCAAUGGCCAUUCUUUGAUCCAACUGGCUCAGUGCUCAGAAUGGGAAAAGCAGUCCACAUUCAGGCUGGAGAGUUAUUGGCAGCCUCAAUAAUUUAAAUCUAUUUUCACUGUGUAUGUAAUAGCUGGCCAAUGCCCAGAGAUUGUUAUUCUGAGCAAUCCAGUCAAAUAUUCAGUGGCUUUGACUUUCGUGUCAAUUGGCUGCUGGAUGUAGAUAUUUCUUUUCAGACUGGGCAAUUCUACAAGAUAUGGUUUCACUCAAAUCAACUGUUACGGUACAAACAUAAAACAAGAAUAAAAUAAGCAUCUUUCUGAUGUAGUGCAACUCUUAUCCACUCACUGCUGUGAAUGAAGAUCUAUCUUUGAAUAUUGGGAAAUGGAUUCCAAUGUGAUGGGACAUUGGAUAAUAGCUCUGUUGUGGGCUGAAUUCAUUUUUUAGAGGGAUUCCUGAUUGUUAUUUUUUAUUGCUGACCUGUUGAGGUGCAUGAAUCUCCAUUGCCACGAGUCUGGAGAUCAAAACACCAAGGCUGCAGAAGUACAGCAUACUGUGUUAUGAUGCUGUGUAUUGGAUCUUAAAGUUAGGAUCUUAGAUACUAAAUAGCAAUGAUCGAUACCGACUUACUCUUUACCUAAGCUAGGAGUAUUUAAUGCUGUGUCAUCAGCUGUCAAACUAAUAAAUGCCAAAUACAAAUAGCUAAGAUGUAAGAUCAGUUUCAAACUCAACUAGUCAGAUUUGUAUCCAAAUCAUAACGGUUAACAUCUGUAUUAAAACCUGUCAUAAUAUGCACACUUUUUUUCUUGCGUGCGUGACUCAUGCCUUGUGUUUGCGUGUCUCAUUUGUGUCUUGGCAUUACCUUGUUCUAGGCACUCUCAUUUCAGAAUGCGCUCUUGCUCACGUUUCUCCCUUUUCUCUCCUGUCUCGCCUAAAUUAACAGUCCAGUUUUGUUUGCUUGACUACACAGUUUGGUUACAGGACUUCUGACUGUGCAUUGUAUACAUAAACAGCAUGGAAAAAGGUUAAGUACCUGUGUCCAGAGAUUGUAAGACCUAGUCAAGACUUGCUGUGUAUAUUGUAAUAUGUUAAAUGACAAAAGACAAGCCCUUUGUAUUAUAGUCAUGCAGUCUUAUGUAUGAUAAAUUGAACAAUUGGUCCUCAU